UUAAAAAUUUGCAGUUUUAUUCUGGGUGUCCACAGCAGUUUAACCAUGAGGUGGCACUCUUCUCCUCUAUGUGUUCUCCUCUUCACCACAUUGAUUGGAUGGCUGAUGGCUUCAGGACUCAAGAUCUGUGCCUUCAAAAUGGAUCGUUUCAAUUCCAACAAACUGUCGAACUCCAGACUGAAGUACACUAUGAUGCGGAUCCUUUCUCACUGUGACAUCACUCUCCUGCAAGGCGUGAUUGAUCCUGAUUUGUCAGUGGCCAAGACUCUGACAGCUGCUGUUAACAGGUACAGUCAAAGGUACAAGGAUUCACUCUUUAACUACGUGUCCAGUGAGGGUCUGGGGAAGGACAAGCAGCGCUACCUGUUCAUCUACAGGAAGAAGAUGGUGAAUGUGACUGAUAAGCAUCAGUAUGUCAACUCGACCUUUCUGAGACCGCCGUUUAGUGUCAAGUUCCAGAGCAGCAAAACCAAGAUUCAGGUCUUUGCUCUCGUCCCUCUGCACGCUGAUCCGGCUCAUGCCGUCCAGGAGAUCGAUAAACUUCUUGACGUCUGCCGGGAAGUCCAACAGAAUUUCAACACUUCGAACCUGAUGCUUCUGGGAGAUUUCCAUGCAGGCUGCGCCCACAUGACCCGGCCUGACAAGAAACGCAUUCGGCUCUUCAGUGACCCCAAAUUCUUCUGGCUGAUAGGAGAUCGAACAGACAGCACCGUGGAUGAGAAGACCAGCUGUCCAUAUGACAGGAUUGUAGUUUACGGGAAAACCUUCUUGAAGUCCAUCAAAGCCUUCUCUACCAAAGUCUACAAUUACGCCAAGGAAUUCAAGGUGCCCAAAAACCAGGUCAUGCAGUUGAGUCAGCAUUUCCCUGUGAUGACUGUUCUGAAGAGCUCCGCCCACCUCUACCAGGCCACCCCGCUUCUGCUGGUCCUGUCUGUGGUCCUGUGGGCUGCUCAGUUGUCUCUGUAACCAGAAUGUCGCCUCGAACCGAGCCGCGGUUCUGAUCUGCUUCUGGAGGAUUUUACUCAGUGCCAAAGUCUGAUGAAUUUUCAGAAGAAAGUCAGUAAACCACACCAGAAGCCAAACUAAAGAUUUAGAAUUUUUCUCAUCACAAAGGUUCUGAUGAAAUUUAAUUGUAUUAAUUAAAGUAGGACACGCCCCCUCUUGGGCGGGGCCAGAUGACGUGUUUGUUUGGUGUCAUUUAUUUUGCUCUUGAUUUAUAAUUUUUAUUUUUUUUAAACCAGUAUUUCCUGAAGCUUUAAGUACAAAGUAAUCAGAAUUUAACACAGAAUUUCUGACUUCAUUCUGACUUUUUUGGGGGUCUGUUUUAUCUUUGUUUCCAUUUUUGUCAAAGAUUGUAAUUAUUAUUAUUGUAAUGUUUUUUUGUUGAACAUAACUCUGUGUGGGCUGGGAAUUGGACCACUGCCUCUGCGGUGUUGGUGCCUUGCCUGUGGGCAGGUGGCACAGCUGUGACGGGUGAUAAGCUUUUUAUUUGUCUUUCACAGCUCAUCCAGGUGGUGAAUAAUUUGCUUCAUUUUGUGAGAUUUUUUUAUAUAAAGUUUUUCAUUUGUAUUAGGAUUUAUGUUUUCAUACACGCAAACAUUUUCAUAAAUUAUAAUUUUAA
Messenger RNA from Thalassophryne amazonica, 1621 nucleotides. RefSeq names its product deoxyribonuclease-1-like 2. Gene Ontology annotation, cellular component: nucleus. The transcript is spliced from 9 exons. Gene Ontology annotation, biological process: DNA catabolic process. Lineage: Eukaryota; Metazoa; Chordata; Actinopteri; Batrachoidiformes; Batrachoididae. Gene Ontology annotation, molecular function: DNA nuclease activity. The coding region runs from base 46 to 966 and encodes 306 amino acids. The record is from RefSeq and is a predicted model, not a curated record.